CUCACUAGAACCACGGGAGAGACAAAACAAUAUGACAGACGGGUCAAAAGUCAACAAGCCUGAGGAUACUGCAGACUUUGUUGUCAUGGAAACCGGAGCCUGGCAGCGGACGCAAGGACCGCCGAUGGAAGAAUGACCCGCCUUGACCGCGUCCUCCACACGCCACCUUCACGCAACUGUGCUGAGAGAAUGCUGUGGACAAUAACCAUCCCAGUCUUACUGGCUGGAGUGCUGUGCAUCACCGGGGAGACCAGAAGGCACCGCCCCCAUGGCUACAUCCCGUCCCCGUACAAGACUAAAGGGAACCUGUCCUCUGUGCGCCACCACCGGCUCCUCCAUCAGAAGCCUGAGGUGCUCUCCUCCAGCCGGGAGGCCUUGGUGGUGACCGAGGGUCGCUACCUCCGCAGGGACUGGUGCAAAACCCAACCCUUACGCCAGACCAUCAGCGAAGAGGGCUGCCGGAGCCGCACGGUGGUCAACCGCUUCUGCUACGGCCAGUGCAACUCCUUCUACAUCCCCCGGCACCUGGGUCCCCAGAAUCGAGGACACGGUUCCGGAAGGAAAGGCCACAACAAAGCCCAGGAGCCCUUUCAGUCGUGCUCCUUCUGCAGACCGCACCGCGUCACGCAGCUCACCGUGCAGCUGGACUGCCCGGACCUGCAGCCGCCUUUCAGGCACCGCAAAGUGCAGCGGGUCAAACAGUGCCGCUGCAUGUCGGUGGAGGUGAACGGACACGGGAAGCUGUGAGACAAUAGCUUCUUGUCCUUGACAUGAACCACAGACACUGAUUGAAGAGCAGAGGACCUGUGGACAACGGUCUAAGAGACUUGUGGUGUGGACAAAGGUCUAAGAGACUUGUGGUGUGGACAAGGGUCUAAGAGACUUGUGGUGUGGACAAGGGUCUAAGAGACUUGUGGUGUGGACAAAGGUCUAAGAGACUUGUGGUGUGGACAAGGGUCUAAGAGCCUUGUGGUGUGGACAAGGGUCUAAGAGACUUGUGGUGUGGACAAGGGUCUAAGAGACUUGUGGUGUGGACAAAGGUCUAAGAGACUUGUGGUGUGGACAAAGGUCUAAGAGACUUGUGGUGUGGACAAGGGUCCAAGAAACUUGUGGUGUGGACUAGACAUGGACUUCCAAGCCAGAGCCACAUGCCAGGUCUUUUCCCUGGGGCAGAUGUGGACUGGACUUCACGAGGACUACUCUUCUUUCAAACACCUUUUCAGUGUCCCAGAUGAUGCACAGAAGAAGACUGUGCCAGAAUCACAUGUCAAAAAUAUGCAGAGAAAACAACUUGAAUUUUGUGGAAAAUGACGCAGAAAUUAAGAACAUUUUAUUAAAAAAAACAAAAAAACAUUAUAUGUUACCAUUCAGUUUCAUGUAGGGGUGUAAUCGUGCGCCAUCACGGUUCGGUACAUAUUUCGCUUUAACGUCAGGAUUGGGUUUGUUGUGUAAGAGAACAAAACGGCUUAAAUAAAACGUAAAAAAACGGGAAUCUUUCUCCCAAAAAAACUACAAUAACAAAAAGUUGUAUUUUCCGGACUACGAGUUGCUACUUUUUGCCGUGCUUUGAACGGUGCAGCUAAUUUAUGGAUUUUGCUUUGCUAACAUCCAUAAUGUUGUGCCUUGAACCGGAAGUAUAAGUCAUGUUUAUACUACCAGUCGUCCAUAGCGUUUCUGCUCGAAAAGAUUCAUUCAUUCAUCAUUCCAAGCAACGUUUGCAAGUUUUACAAUACAACUAAAACAAUUCUUACUCACUUAACCGUUCCAUUAGUGAUGUCUGAGUGUUGCCAUGCAUAUUUCUACGUGCUAGCGCAGUGCAAUAGCAAAUAUGCUGUGUCUGUGUUAGUCUUAUUAACUUACAAUAGCAUUCUCAUUCUAUCGUUUCAGUUUCAUAAAUUCACCAAAACGUCAGCGUGGAGUUAUUGAGUGUAUUUAGCUGAAUGUAGAGCUAGCUUCCGCAGCUAGUGGGUCCAUGACCAUGACUUCUGUUUUGUUUGACCAGCCGUUUUACU
Nerophis lumbriciformis (worm pipefish) is the source of this 2012-nucleotide messenger RNA. RefSeq names its product gremlin-2-like. Gene Ontology annotation, biological process: animal organ morphogenesis. The record is from RefSeq and is a predicted model, not a curated record. Gene Ontology annotation, molecular function: receptor ligand activity; BMP binding. NCBI's taxonomy places the organism in Eukaryota, Metazoa, Chordata, Actinopteri, Syngnathiformes, Syngnathidae.